This is a messenger RNA of Notolabrus celidotus (New Zealand spotty), 1846 nucleotides long. RefSeq names its product GTPase IMAP family member 4-like. The transcript has 2 exons. Lineage: Eukaryota; Metazoa; Chordata; Actinopteri; Labriformes; Labridae. The record is from RefSeq and is a predicted model, not a curated record. Gene Ontology annotation, molecular function: GTP binding. The coding region runs from base 125 to 1003 and encodes 292 amino acids.
AGGAGGAGGGAGGAGGGUAAAAUAGGUCAUAUAAAAACUGGUUGAAAAGAAAAGGUUCAGAUUGUUGCUGACAGCCGUUGUUAAAGUCAGUUUGACCUGUGUUCCCUUCUCUCUGUACGACAGGAUGUCUUUCAGCUCCACCAAGGACUCCAGCUCUCCGGGCACCAAGGACCUGAGGAUUGUUCUUCUGGGUAAAACUGGAUCAGGAAAGAGUUCAACAGGGAACACCAUCGCGGGAAGGGAGGUUUUUAAGGCAGGAGUCUCACCCUCCUCUCUGACAAAAACCUGUACAAAAGUAAUGUCCCACCAUGAUGGCCGAUCUGUUAGCAUCAUCGACACCCCUGGGGUCUUUGACACAUCAACUACAAAUGAGGAAUUAAAAGAUGAAAUCGAGAAAUGUAUCAUGAUGUCUCUCCCAGGACCUCAUGUGUUCCUGCUUGUGAUCAGCCUGGAUGCUCGGUUCACCGAAGAGGAGAAGAAGGCCGUCACGUGGAUCAAGGACAACUUUGGUGAGGAAGCCUCAAAGUACACACUGGUGCUUUUCACCAGGGGAGAUGUGCUUCGCGAGACGUCCAUUCAGACUUUUUUAAAGGAAAGCCCUGAGCUCCAGGAGGUCAUCAGAACCUGUAAUGCCAGGUACAUGGUGUUUGACAACACAUGCAAGGACAAUCACACUCAGGUUAAUGAUCUGUUCGCCAAAAUAGACAAGAUAGUGCAGUUAAACAAUAAACAUUACACCAGCAGUCUCUAUGAAGCUGCCCAAAAAAAGAUGAAGUCAGAUGAGAGGUGGAGGAUGUGUGGAGACGCAUGCAUCACUGUGGGUACCGGCCUGUUGACUGCAGCAGCAGCCACAGCUGGCCCUGCAGUCGGAGCUGCAGCAGGAACUGCUGUAGUUGUAGAGGAAGUAGCUGCUUUAGCCAUAGGGCCAUCUUUAUUGGCUGCUGGUGGAGGGGCUGCUCAUGCUCUUGGGAGGUGGAUGAAACCUAAAACAAGUGAGAGCUAAUUAAAAGUCAUGUUCAUGUUUUGAGAGGUUGGUGAGGUCAUUGCAUUUAUUUCCUUUUCCUGCAUUAGAACAAACAAUUUGAAACGUUUCCUUUUCUUAUUUUUAGUGUCAACAUCUAUUAGUCACAGCAUUCUUGAUUUGUCCAACUUCUAUAAUUACAGUUUACUUUGACAUUUAUUUUUCGUGUUGAUGCUGUACUCUGUAAUCCUGGAUGUAUGUUUGUGUGGAAAACUGAAGUUUUUUCUGAUUGAUAUGAUUUCUGAUUUGUUAAACAAAAUAAAAUAAUCUUAUGGCAACUGAAAAAUAGUUUUGUUUGAUGGUGUAACAAAGUCUGUAUUUCAUAAAUCCAGUUCUAAAAAAAUACUCACACAUCACUUAUGGGCAUGAUUAAUCCUGGCAUGAAAUAAAAGCUGUCUAGACAGAAAUCCUCUAAAUCCAAACAAGGUUUAAACUUCAGUUUUCGGUCUAAUAUGUGUUAUUCAGUGAACCGUAUCUUUCACUGAAUCAAGCUAGUCGUUACCUACGUUUCCAGUCUUUGUGGUAUGCUAAGCUAAGCUAACUGGCUGCUUGCUGUAGCUCUGUUCAUAUAAAUAGACAAUGUCUCAGUUAUGAAGAUGAUCCAUUCUGAUGUAAAGAGCACCAACAUGGCUGCAGAUGUGAGAGUUUUACUGUCUACUCAAUAGAAGGGUCAAAGGGUUUUUGAACGUUAUGUUUGAAGUCACUGUGUGAGGUUCUGCUGUCUUUGGCGUGUGUAUUAAAUCUUACUGUCAAAGGUAAAUCCAGGUAACCACACCUGUUGUCAGAAUAGCUGGUAAGUAAAUACCUGUGAGUGUAUUUUAAGAG